Puma concolor (puma) is the source of this 1507-nucleotide messenger RNA. It is a transcript of the gene PPM1M, whose product is annotated as protein phosphatase, Mg2+/Mn2+ dependent 1M. The record is from RefSeq and is a predicted model, not a curated record. NCBI's taxonomy places the organism in Eukaryota, Metazoa, Chordata, Mammalia, Carnivora, Felidae. Gene Ontology annotation, cellular component: mitochondrion. Gene Ontology annotation, biological process: protein dephosphorylation. Gene Ontology annotation, molecular function: [pyruvate dehydrogenase (acetyl-transferring)]-phosphatase activity.
AUGUCCGCCGGCUGGUUCCGGCGCCGCUUCCUGCCCGGGGGUCCGCUGCCCGCGCCGCGGCCGCCCAGGCCGCGCUCCAGCCCCGUGCCCUACCGGCGGCCCCGCUUCCUGCGCGGCUCCGGCUCGGGCCCCGGCACCGCCGACGCUCCGCGCCGCCCCGACGUCCGGCCCGUGCGCAGUCCAGCGCGGGGCCGCGCACUGCCUUGGAACGCAGGCUACGCCGAGAUCAUCAAUGCGGAGAAAUCUGAGUUCAAUGAGGAUCAGGCAGCCUGUGGGCAGCUGUGCAUCCGGAGAUGUGAGUUUGGGGCUGAAGAGGACCAGGAGUGGCUGACCUCGUGCCCAGAGGAGUUCCUGACAGGUCAUUACUGGGCACUCUUUGAUGGGCAUGGUGGGCCAGCUGCAGCCAUCCUGGCUGCCAACACCCUGCACUCCUGCCUCCGCCGGCAGCUGGAGGCCGUGGUAGAGGGCAUGGUGGCCACUCAGCCCCCCAUGCACCUCAGCGGCCACAGCAUCUGUCCCAGUGAUCCCCAGUUUGUGGAAGAGAAGGGCAUUAGGGCGGAAGAUUUGGUGAUCGGGGCUCUGGAGAGUGCCUUCCAGGAAUGUGAUGAGGUGAUCGGGCGGGAGCUGGAGGCCUCAGGCCAGGUGGGCGGCUGCACAGCCCUGGUGGCUGUGUCCCUGCAGGGAAAGCUGUAUGUGGCCAAUGCCGGGGAUAGCAGGGCCAUAUUGGUACGGAAAGAUGAGGUUCGGCCCCUGAGCUCUGAGUUCACCCCGGAGACUGAGCGGCAGCGGAUUCAGCAGCUGGCCUUUGUCUACCCUGAGCUUCUGGCUGGUGAGUUCACCCGACUGGAGUUCCCUCGGCGACUGAAGGGGGAUGACUUAGGGCAGAAGGUUUUGUUCCGGGAUCACCACAUGAGAGGCUGGAGCUACAAGUGUGUGGAGAAGUCGGAUCUCAAGUACCCACUGAUCCAUGGGCAGGGUAGACAGGCUCGAUUACUGGGAACACUGGCCGUCUCCCGGGGCCUGGGAGACCAUCAGCUCAAAGUCCUGGACACAAACAUUCAGCUCAAGCCCUUCUUGCUCUCUGUCCCACAGGUGACUGUCCUGGAUGUGGACCAGCUGGAGCUGCAGGAGGAGGAUGUGGUUGUCAUGGCAACUGAUGGGCUCUGGGAUGUCCUAUCCAAUGAGCAGGUGGCACGGCUAGUGCGGAGCUUCCUCCCUGGCAACCGAGAGGACCCACACAGGUUCUCGGAGCUGGCCCAAAUGCUGAUACAUAGCACACAGGGAAAGGACGACGGUCUCACAGAGGAAGGGCAGGUGUCCUACGAUGACAUCUCUGUGUUCGUGAUUCCCUUGCACAGCCAGGGCCAAAGGAGCAGUGGCCACUGAGGAUUCAGACGCCACAUCCCAGAACCACUCCAGGGCCGGGUGUAGCCUGGGCGUCCCUCCACCAUGGUCCACAGCAGGCCUACCUGCCCUGCCGCCAGACACAAUGGGUUGACACCCCCCA